CGGCUGAUAAGUCGCUUCGUGUUUAUCUUAUGACACCGGAUAUAGACAACAGUAUGCCCGCAAUUGUAUUCUCAGGGAUGUCGUCUUUUACAACUGUAGUGUAGGGGUAAACAUGAUGAACAGGGUCAUUACAAUUCCACGCCACGGGGUGACAAUCGUGGGAGGUCUUUGGAAUUAAAGGUUUUGCUCGUUUGUAUCACCCCACGCUGUUCCUUUGAGCCGAGUAGUGAAGUUUUAGUGUUGUAACUUUAAAGACAGUUUUAAGCAUGAUGUCUUAUGUAUCGGGCAGACUUAGCACACAGGAAGCUGUACGAAGUCCUGUUAAAGCGUAUUCGACGUAUACUAAAGGAAGGAACACACCCCAUGAUAUAUUCACACCACAGCUGACAGACAGGGAAUGGUGGAGAGUGACAUUAAAAGAGACACCCGUCCCAGGCACCUACGAACAGCGAGAUUUUCUGCAAGAUAAAGACCUGAAUCGAAUAAAACCAACUUACAACUUUAAAGGGGAAGGAAGAAAGAAAAACUCAAGCAACACAAGGAAUGGAGAGAUACUGCUCCCAGGAGCUUACGAACACAAAGAUUUUCUUGAAGAACUUUCCAGACAACCCUUGACUUAUGAGUUUAAAAGCUCCGGCAGAAGAAGAGUUCUACCUGGCCUAAAAGACCGCGAUUGCAAUGUAGCACCGUGCGAGUACGAAACACUUCGAAUACCUGUAAACAAAGCACCAAUACAUCACGGUGCGUUCAAGUCACAAUCACCUCGUUUUCCAACAAAGUAUUUCAAUCCAAAAGAAGGCCCACCUCCUGGCUCGUAUGACCCAACGAACAUAAACCGAAGUCCCAGCGUCACUUCCAGCUUUAAAUCUAGAACUCCAAGAUUUAGAACUUCACAAACGAAAGUACCAGGUCCUGCUACAUACGCAUCAACACUACAGACCCCGCAAUCACAGACAGUGAUGAAGAUGGGACGAAUGCACGGACUUUUCUUCCGAAAUUCUUUCGAAGUGUGAUUUCCAGUCAAAAUGCCCAUUUAUUAGUGGUGCAUGUGUUAAAUAUGCCUAACGUUCCAGCAAACGUAAAAAAUAUUCAAAACGUUAAAAUUAGCUUGUACUUUGGUUCUGAUAGCCCAAAGACAAAGUAUAUACGUGGUUGAAAAGUCCAGGUUAGAACGUUUUGUUUAGACGGUUAUAUAGUAUUAGGAAUGUACUUUUGAACGUCAUAGGCAGUUUGUCGGUUACCCUAAGGGUGUUCUAGGACAGUUUAAGGCAGUUUAGUACCGUAUGAGCCUUCUCUGUUGCGAAGUUUCUGGAAGCCCUCCAGAUGCCACCACAAAGUCUACCACCCCGUCCAAUGUUUUGAGAAUUUGGAAUAACGUCCUAACGGCAAAUAUCGGGGGCAGGUGUCAAGACCAAUAUCUGGGUGUGUAUCGCGUACCAUAAAAGUCGUAACCUAGGUGAAAAAUCAAUGUUACUCUUUCCCAUUCCCUGUGUGGCCGUAAAUAACGCAGCUCUACAAACUCUGCCCUAUACCUACUCAAGAGUCGAGACUUCGUACUAACGGAUCAAAAAAACAUUAUUUCUACACCCGCGAAACACUUCGCAGCGUAGCUCCAUAUAAAGCAGCAGCCAACUGCAAACCAAAAUUUUUGUAGUUCCACAGAAUAAUUUUUGUUUGAAUGAUCCGAACUAUCCACAACUGUCAAAUGUAAUUUUGCAUGUAAUAAACGAGAGUUCGAUUUACCGAAUACAUUGCCGUCGACUUUUUACCUGGACUUUUCUCGGAAACUUCGGAUCGAACCUGCACGGUCCUUCGGUGAUCUGGAUGAAUGUGCUUUUCUAAAACUCCUGGAACUUUAUUGUAAGGCUAAUUUUUCACACACUACUCCGGUUUUUGGACUUUUCCUAAUUACUUUAUUUUAAUGCUAUAUUUACGAAAGGCCUGCGAAGAGAUGCCAGAAGAUUGUAACGUUUAAUGUUUAAUCGUUUUAUUCAAACUCGGUGCAUGUGGUCACAACAACACCAGGGGAAACUGAAUAUCAGUUAAUCAAAACACGAAAAUGACCUUUAAAAUCAAAACGUUUCAUGCGAAGCAUAAACACCAUAAAAAUAUAAACGGAAAAGCACAACAAAAAGAAUACAUCAUUACAAUAGAGGAAGGCGAACAACAAUACAAAAUUGGAAGAACACACCAUCGGGAUAGGAAGGCGCCUUAUUACAUUUAAUAGGAAUUCGAAAUUCUCAAUAAAACUUUGCAUCUUAAAUAAAUGAAAUCGCGUACACGUUUGUAAUGGUUAAUCAAAAUUAAAAGUUAAAAGAUUGUAAGUAUAAAAACAUUGGAAGCAUCGGUCGGUGUUUGUACAGUGACGAAAUAUGAGCGACGUGUGCCACUUAGCAAGUUUGGUGACGAGCACUGCAACAUUAUACACGAAAUGCCCCAAAACACGGAAUGACUCAACAUGCAAAAGCAGUUGUAUUCACAACGCAUUAAGUAGGCGAUUGCCCCGGUAUAGAUAGUUUGGGCAGGAUUGACAGCACCAUGGGCGACUUUACGUACAUUUCAGCUGCGGUUGAAGAAACAUGAGUGCUGCUUCCGUUGCGGGUCCGGGGUUCAGGCGGAUUACCAUUGGUGGGCACGACACGGUCCGAUCUUCGACUAGAAGAUCCAAAGCGAGACAGCGUCGUAUUACGAACGCUGCUGCUCAGACUUCGUCUACGGAAUACUUUUUUAACGUUGAGCACGUAUAUCCACGGUGAAAGUAGA
Messenger RNA from Ciona intestinalis (vase tunicate), 2763 nucleotides. Lineage: Eukaryota; Metazoa; Chordata; Ascidiacea; Phlebobranchia; Cionidae. The record is from RefSeq and is a predicted model, not a curated record.